Bipolaris oryzae ATCC 44560 is the source of this 996-nucleotide messenger RNA. RefSeq lists its product as uncharacterized. Lineage: Eukaryota; Fungi; Ascomycota; Dothideomycetes; Pleosporales; Pleosporaceae. The transcript has 2 exons. The coding region runs from base 1 to 996 and encodes 331 amino acids. The record is from RefSeq and is a predicted model, not a curated record.
AUGAAUUUCAGGUGUUGGGAAGAUGGUCUGCACAUCGUCACUGCCCAUGAUCCUGGGGAGUAUAUUUAUCGUCCUGUUUUUGAUGACUCAGGGACAACAAACCUGUUUGCUCGGUUUGUUCCCGGCAAUAAGAAUCUCUUCAACGCCAUACCUAAGGUCGAAGAUUGGAAUUGGUGCUUGGAUCAUGGACUUGUUCACCCUGAUAUACUUUUGAAAGGGUUGGUUAACGCUUGUCUUUCCAUCGAAUACGGUAUGCAACCGGUACUAUGUGCCAUCACUGCUGCAGUCUCAGUCUAUGCCACUCUUCCUAAUGCAACCGUUCAUUCCGGCGUUCUUAGACGCCCGUUGAAAGCAACACAUUGGGCUCAGAAAGAUGCAGUGGAAUUUCUUCAACAUGAAGAUGUAGUCUCGAUGAUAUCGUACAUGGAAACUGGUAUCCACGAUAUUGAUCCUCAGGUACUCCAUAACGUUAUAGCCUUUUCGUAUGCAGACUCUAUCUUUGUCUCCAACGCUUUGAUCCAAAAUCCAUACGAAACUCUAUCGCCACGACAAACUCCCCAAUUCCAGAGAAUUCUUGGAAACAUCGGCAAACCAGGACUCAACUUUUUCUUACCUCCACAAGAACCCAUAAUGCGAGAAAUUGACCCCGGAAGUUGGAAAAUUGACUCCUAUCGUAGUUUCGAUGGCACUGCAUCUCAAUCAUUCGAAAAUACGUCGAUGCCUCUGUCAUUCACUGAUUACCAUGUCCCUCACUUCGAUGGAGCACGAGGAGCAUAUGAUAGCCAGAUAUACUUCCUAGAGUCUAUCAUCUCUGUCCAAGACAAAGGCGAGUGGGUCGCUGACGUAGAUCCCUCGCAUCUGAUUGAUUGGUUAAUAUACGAUGACAGAAUGGCAUAUGAGGAUGAUACGAUGAAUAUCGAUGAUGAUAUACGAAUAGAAGAAGAAGAAAAGCCAUUUCUCCCAGUAUAUAGGCUCCAAGGUCAAGGUCUAUGUUAA